GGAGAAGGGAGCAAACAGUUUUUGACCGUGCAACAUGUUUUCACGGCUGCCGCAGUCUCCAUGGAAACGGGAUCAAACACGGAAGUCGUCCCUGAGUCUGCUGCAGGGGAGCUGACGGGAUGCCCAGGUUUCAGGAGCUGGAGUCAGGCCAGGCCCCGCCCCCUGGCGCCGGCGGCCUGGUUGCUAAGCGAUACAGCAUCCUGCGGAGUCUGGGCCGGGGCAGUUUUGGGUCCGUUUACCUGGUUCGGGACAACAGAGCUUCAGACGGAGAGCAGCUGAAGGUGUUGAAGCAGAUUCCUGUGGGCGACCUGCGCCCGGACGAGACGGUGCGAGCGACCCAGGAGGCCCAGCUGCUGUCCCAGCUGCACCACCCGGCCAUCCUCUCCUUCUACCACAGCUUCCUGGAGCGGGACGCCUUCUGCAUCGUCACCGAGUUCUGCCAGGUGUGUCUCCUCUCUCUCUGCAGGCGAGUCCUGCACCGAGAUCUGAAGGCCAAGAACAUCUUCCUGAAACGAAACCUUGUUAAAAUCGGUGAUUUCGGAGUUUCCUGCCUGCUGAUGGGAUCAUGUGACCUGGCCACCACCUUCACAGGGACGCCGUACUACAUGAGCCCCGAGGUGCUGAACCACCAGGGAUACGACUCCAAGUCUGACAUCUGGGCUCUGGGCUGCCUGCUCUACGAGAUGUGCGUCCUGUCCCACGCCUUCCAGGCUCCCAGCUUCCUGGCGGUGGCGAUGAAGAUCGUGGAGGGAGAAACGCCGGCGCUGCCCGCUCGCUACUCUGCCGAUCUCAACGCCGUCCUGCAGAGGAUGCUGCAGAAAGAUCCAGCAUCCAGACCGUCGGCUGCAGAACUUCUCAAGACCCCCUUCAUGGAGGACAACAUGAAGAAAAUGAAGGACAGGUUUGUGUCGAAAGACGAGAGCAAGAAAGACGCCGAGCUCAUCGCCAGGAACAUACAGAAUAAAAAUCACCUGCAGACGCUGAUGGAGAGGUCAGAGGUCGAGCAGAUGACGCCCAGAGAGAGAAUGAGGCUCCGCAAACUGGAAGCUGCUGACGAGAAGGCAAAGAGACUCAGGAAACUGGCCGAGGAGAAAUACGAAGAGAUCCACACCCGCAGGAGGGAACUCAGGAGCCGACAUUUUGAAAAAGUCAGCCUGGACGUUCUGAACGAGAGCAGAGAGGACGGAGCCUGCCGAAGUCAACCAAUCAGCAUCCAGGACCACGGGGGGUCACCAGGAGGUUCGCAGCCAAUCCUGAUGAAGCAGGAGGACAGCAAGAUGUCGGAGUCGGAGGUGCACGAUAUCCCAGAGGACCCUCAGGCUGCAGAAGUUUAUUACAACCAGGACGGAUUUGAUUCGUGUUCAGAGGACGAAGAGACGACAACACCUGCAGAGACACUCUACCUGUCGGACCCACAGGUCAGUGAGCUGGAGGCCAUGAUGAAGCACAUGCAGAAAGUUCUGGAAGAGGAGCUGAGCGGAGACCCAGAGGAGCCGGAGGCCCCUCAGGGGCCCUCGGUGAUCCACAGCAGCCUGCUGCAGACCAGAAUCCAACACCUGAGAGAGUGAGUCUCACAGAGGCUUUUAUUUUGA
Messenger RNA from Perca fluviatilis (European perch), 1592 nucleotides. It is a transcript of the gene nek11, whose product is annotated as NIMA-related kinase 11. The transcript has 17 exons. Gene Ontology annotation, molecular function: protein kinase activity; ATP binding. Lineage: Eukaryota; Metazoa; Chordata; Actinopteri; Perciformes; Percidae. The record is from RefSeq and is a predicted model, not a curated record. Gene Ontology annotation, biological process: protein phosphorylation.